AUGACAUCCUCGUACUCGCGCGUCCCUACCACGGAUCCCACCGACCCAAACGCUCCAGGUCCCUCGGCUUCCUCGUCGCUCUCUUCGUCGCCCCUCCAGCAUGCCAUCGCCACGCUCCAUCCACACCUCAGCAACGACGACCAGCCGUACGAACUCGACGAAAAGGCGUCGUUUCUUCCAACCCACGCGCAUCCAUCACAUCGAUCGCAUCGUGCGCCGACUCCCACCAAGCGCGCGCACACACACGCCCUCCUCACCAAUGCAGCCGAAGUGGUGAAGCGCACAAAGACGUACGUCCUGCUCGGCGUGUGUGCGCUGCUCGCACUCUUGCUGCUGCUCGAUCGGUCCACGCCCUCGGCGCCUGUCGCAUCCACAUCAUCCGCGUCGGUCUCCACUUCAUCCAUGUCGACUGCGGCGCCACGCCUCGAGGACGACAUUGUGCUCAUCACCAAAGUGGGCUCCGCGACCGUGCACAGCCGGCUGCUCAUCCACCUUGCCGAGCAGCCGCUCUCGCACAUCUACGCGCCCAACCGGCUCUACGUCUCGGACGCCACGAUGCGCGUGGGUGACAUUGAGCUGUACGAUGCGCUCGCCAACGUGAGCGACACCAUCCGCAGCCUCGACGAGUUUAGCGAGCUGCGCGCACAGCUCACCACGCUCCACGACGGCAACCAGGACCUCGGGGCCAUGCACGACAAGGACGGAGGUUGGAAGCUCGACAAGUACAAGUUCCUGCCCAUGCUCGCCGAGGCCUGGCGUCGGUUUCCGCGCAAGCAGUGGUACGUCGUAGUCGAGGCGGACACCUUUGUGUUUUGGAACCAGCUCGUGCGCUGGCUGGGCACACUCGACUCGCGUCGUCAGCUCAUGCUGGGGCAUCCGACUUUCUGCGACUACGACGGCGAGUCGACCAUGUUUACGCACGGCGGAAGCGGGUUUGUGCUCUCCGGUGCGCUCGUGGCCCAGUCGUUUGGCAAAGACGCCGAGUUUGAGCAUCAUCACGAUGAGCUCAUCCAAAAGUCGGCAUUUGGAGACGCACUGCUUUCCAAGGCGAUUUAUGAUACGCCCGGGGUGACGCUCAAGGAGUUGUCGCCCGAUGGGAGGGAGAGGUUCAAUAGCGAUCCGCCGCGCGUGCUCAAGUUCCACCGCGGCAACUGGUGCGAACCUCUGCUCACGCUGCACCACGUCACCCCAGCCGACACUGCGCAUUUGUACCGUUUUGCCCGCCGCGUUGAUUCUCGCCUGGGUGAUGGCGAUUCGGUGCGAUGGGGUGAUAUCUGGGACGAAUUUCUGCCUGAUUUCCUCCGCGUGGCGUUGCUGCGCGGGGGGUCGGAUGGGGAUGAAGGCGGCAACGGCGUAUCGAUUUCCGGGUGGCAGGCUAUCGAGGACUGGGACAGCGAGACGACCGAUUUGGCUACCUUCUCGCCCGAGCAGUGCCAGAGCAUCUGUGCCACCAACGAAGGCUGCGUGCUGUGGCAGUGGCAAGACACGGAUUCGCACCGCAAGAGAGCAGGUGCCCCGGCCAAGGGCAAGUGCAGAUGGACCAAGGAGUUCCUAAGGAUUGGCAUUACUAAGCCGGAUGAACCCGCCAAGACGACGGGAUGGAUGCCCGCGAGGGUGAGGGAGUGGCAGACGGAGAACGCCUGUCCUGGACAUAGAUCGCUGUGGCAGCAGCAGGCGUCGUUGUCGGAGGAUUAG
Molecule: messenger RNA, 1695 nt
Organism: Moesziomyces antarcticus
Lineage: Eukaryota; Fungi; Basidiomycota; Ustilaginomycetes; Ustilaginales; Ustilaginaceae
Exons: 1
Coding region: 1-1695 (564 amino acids)
Source: RefSeq, a predicted model, not a curated record